AUCUUCCGCCUACCAGCCAGGCGAACAGUGUAAAUCGCUCAGUGGAUUUCCCCACACAAAAACCACUGUUGGUUGUCAACGAAGGCAGAGCCGACGCUUCUCUGAGAGUCUUUCUUACUCCUCAGAUCACCCUGUAACCAGCUUUCCAAAUGAGUGACGGGGAGUGUGACUUCUUCUGCUUCUUCCGCUGCUGCUGAGCGCGCUCUCUACGCGCCUCAGACGGACGGGAAGGCAGUGUGUCUCUGAUCAGUGACACAAGCAGGUGGAGAGGGCUGCUGGGGAGAAACAGGGUGGUGGAGCUUCAAACGAGCCAUUUCAACCAAUACCACUUGGAUCCGACAGGUAGGCAGACCGUCUACCUGUCCGGGUGUUUGAUUCAAUCGACUGGAUGUCUGUGGACAUGAACAGCCAGGCGUCGGACAGCAACGAGGAAGACUUCGGGGUGAACUCUGAAGAAGAGGAAGAUGAAGACGAUGGAGGAGAAGAGGAAGAUCAGGGCGACAUCGCAGGCUACUACGAGGGUGUGGCCAGUGAUGUGGAGCAACAGGGCGCUGACUCCUUUGACCCAGAGGAGUACCUGUUCACCUGUCUGACGUACAAAGAGAGUCAGAGGGUGCUCACAGAGGAGGUUAACACUGUGGCUGCUGCACUAAAGGUGUUACCAGCAGUAGCAAAACUGAUCCUGGUGCAUCUUCACUGGCAGGUUUCACAAAUACUGGACAGAUAUAAGUCCAACUCGUCUCUGCUGUUGUCAGACGCUUUGGUCCAGCCCAGCAGCACCUGCAGAUCAGUCACUGCCCCUCAGUCCCUCCAGUGUGGUGUUUGUCUACAGGUUGUACGGAGAGACUCCCUGCUGGCGCUGCCCUGCCAGCACUCCUUCUGCAAAGCAUGCUGGGAGCAGCACUGCACUGUCCUGGUCAAAGAUGGCAUGGGAGUGGGUAUCUCAUGUAUGGCUCAGGACUGUUCCCUUCAGGUGCCAGAAGACUUUGUCCUGCCACUGCUGCCUGGAGAGGAGCUGAAGGACAAAUACAGACGCUACCUCUUCAGAGACUACGUUGAGAGUCACUUCCAGUUGCAGUUGUGUCCAGGUGCAGACUGUCCAAUUGUCAUCAAGGUGCAGGAGCCCCGGGCACGCAGGGUGCAGUGUAGCCGUUGCAGUGAAGUCUUCUGUUUUAAAUGCCGUCAGAUGUACCACGCACCCACAGACUGUGCAACAAUCCGGAAAUGGCUGACCAAAUGUGCAGAUGAUUCGGAGACAGCUAACUAUAUCAGUGCACACACUAAAGAUUGUCCUAAGUGCAAUAUCUGCAUUGAGAAAAAUGGAGGGUGCAAUCACAUGCAAUGCUCCAAGUGCAAACACGACUUCUGCUGGAUGUGUCUUGGUGACUGGAAGACUCACGGCAGUGAAUACUAUGAGUGCAGUCGCUACAAAGAAAACCCUGAUAUAGUCAACCAGAGCCAGCAGGCUCAGGCCAGAGAGGCCCUCAAGAAAUACCUCUUCUACUUUGAGAGGUGGGAGAAUCACAACAAGUCUCUGCAGUUGGAGGCUCAGACAUACCAGAGGAUCCAGGAGAAGAUCCAGGAGAGAGUGAUGAACAACCUGGGAACCUGGAUUGACUGGCAGUACCUGCAUAACGCUGCAAAGCUACUGGCCAAGUGUCGCUACACACUGCAGUAUACAUACCCUUACGCCUAUUACAUGGAGUCUGGCCCACGCAAGAAACUGUUUGAGUACCAGCAGGCCCAGCUGGAAGCAGAAAUAGAAAACCUGUCAUGGAAGGUGGAGCGGGCUGACACCUAUGAGAGGGGGAGAGUGGUAGGAGGCGAGGGGGAGCUCAGCGCCAGUGAUAGAGGGGAUCUGGAGAAUCAGAUGCACAUUGCUGAGCAGAGGCGACGCACGCUGCUGAAGGAUUUCCAUGACACCUGAAGCUCCAUCGCGACUGCAAAGCACCAGCAUCUCCCUCCCUCCUUACUUCCUUCCUUGCCUCCCACUUUUGCUUUCUUCCAUGAACAUCCCUCGGUGCAGUCAUACUGACCCCACCUUUUGCUUCUCUUUGCUCGCUCAUUCGCUUCUUUCUUUCUGUGUCUCCUUCCUCUCACUCCCAUAAUGCUGCAGGGUCAGAGAAUGGCACGAUUGUAUCUCCCCUUCCUCUUCUUCUCAUCCUCACCUCAUUUAAAUGUUUUUGGCUCAGAGCAUCACAUUCACCGUGGUUACACUUGUCGCAGCUUUCCAGAUCUGAUCAGGUCACAUUUUCAGGUCCUGUCAUGUGUCUGGGUUCGGUGGGUAGCACUGUUAUUCUUCAGCAUUAUUCCUGUGAUAUUGGCAUAAUCAUCAGAGACAAAAGGUCAAAUGAUGGAGAAGCUUCUUUUAAUUAUACAAGAAAGAUGCAAGAGAUGAGAUACAGUUUCUUUAAGGUGACUGUGCUGAUUGUGGCACUGUUAUAAGGUGGUUUGACAUAGACCGUAAUGACUAGGGGACCCUUGUAGACAGUCGUACCUGUAGUACUCACUGGAUCGACAUGAUCACGUGCAAAGUGAUUUUUCAUAUACCUUCUCCAAGCUGCAAAAUGUUGACUGACAUAGAUGGUUAAGAAAUUAAUAACAGCAGAGAUGAUGAAGUAGUUGCGGAAAGUUUAAUGGAAGAUGCGGCCUGCUAGUAAACUCUACUCUUACCUCUGGAUGAAACGUCCAUGUCACUUCCCUGGCUUUGUUUUGAACAAGCUUUAUUACCAACCAGGACAGGUGCAGCUUCACAGAUCAGUUGAAGAAUUCUCAAUGGCAAAUUACGGAGACCUUUCAUUGAAAAGGUACUUUUUUAUAUAUAAAUUCUGCCAUUAAUGUGUGUACGGUGUGUUUACUGUGGAAAAAUGGUGAUUUCACAGUUCUAUAUACUCCUUGAAAUAAACAAAAUACAGUAUUUUCCUACGUAUGAUGCAUGUUCGUGUAAACAAAGUACUAAAGAAUAAGAUGAAUGUGUGUUUAAAUGACAGCUUUUCUAGAUUUUGUUGCCAGUGUUUCACAAUAAACACACCUUUCCCCUUUGUUAGUUUGUGAUAGUUGCUAACUUGACCUACUGCAGCCACUAAAGCCAGCACAUCGCUGCUAGUCAUUAUGGUCAACGUAAAACUACUGAGUUUCAUUCUUGUGUCUUAAAAUUCUCAUACUGAUGUUGCUUUUUUUGUGUUCAGCUAGUAUAGAUCCAAAUUGGUGUGAGCCAGACCUUCUCCAUAAAAAUCUUAACAUCUCUCCUCCACUGAUCAGAUAAUGAAGUAAUUCUGAGGCAACAAGUGUAAUCUCAGCCAUUUACGCACACUACAGCACCCACCGACAUCAACAAAGCAUUUGCAUGUACAUACCAUGCACACAUCGACACACUCAUGCUCAAACACUCCGCUGCAGAAAAUAAACGUUAACAGUUCAUUUGUUUCCUUUCCACCAUCUUGUGCUCUCUUUUCUUUCUUUACACUCAUCCCCUCACAUCUUUAUUUCGCUCUUUAUUUUCUCUUCUCUUCCUGCUCACAUUGUUCACUUUUCUUCUGGAAAAUGGCUGUUGAUAGUUAGAUCGUUUAAAAAAAAAUGGGGGGAAAAAAACACAAAAAUACAAAAAAAAAUUGUUGUAAUUUUCAACGGUUGUACAUUAAUACAGAAAUAGAGUUACUGAGAGAGUUUUUAAAACCGGA
Plectropomus leopardus (leopard coralgrouper) is the source of this 3680-nucleotide messenger RNA. NCBI's taxonomy places the organism in Eukaryota, Metazoa, Chordata, Actinopteri, Perciformes, Serranidae. The record is from RefSeq and is a predicted model, not a curated record.